AUGGUUUUCGUCCGAGCUGCGAUAUGCUACCAUUGCUUACGCGCUCCCCGGCGGCGGCGGCGGCGUUUCGCGGGCGCGGAGCGCGGCUCGCGCGUAUCCCAGGGAUGUCUCAAUCUGCACUGCUGCCGGGUGCGAUUUUCCAAGAACGCGCCUCAUUAUCUGUACCACGUCCUCGAGCGUCGACACUGCCUCGCGGAGAUCGUCGAGCGUGGCGUCGGGGUCAUUGUAGAGCACUGCCGCGUAAUUCGCCCUCAUUGCGAACGUGUGAACAGCGGCAACCGCGCGCGGCUGCUCGGGGCGGCGCUGUCGGCGAAGCGUCCCGAUUUGUUCGACGUGAGGUGUUCGCAGAUUGUUGAUCCUCCGAUAAACCACACCUGCGUUUUUGGGGAGGAGCGGGCCUGGUUGGACGAGGCGUCUUCCCUGGUCGUGAGGUACCCGGAUCAGGUGUCUACAAACGAAUGGUCCGACGCCCUGGACUACGCGUCGUACAAGUACGUGCUCAAUUUACCGUAUGUGUAUCAGCGUCCUUUCCCUUGAUACGCCAUUGAUUGUACGCAUAUAGGGGCCAGACCGGCGGCAGCUACUCGCGCAACCUGAACCACCUCUGGGCGACGGGCGCCAUCGUACUCCUAUGGGACACGCCAAUCGUCGAGUGGUACUAUCCAGGGUUGACAGAGGGCGCGACGCACCUGGUGGUAAACGCGGCGUCGGCGCCGGAGGCCCUGGACAAGGCGAACGCCGAUCCGGACGCCCUGGAGGCUCUCAGAGCUGGCGCUCGAAAAGUCGACGACGAGCACGUCUGCGCGUCUUGUCUGGCGGACUACUUCCGCCGCGUCUUCGCGGCCAUCCGGGAACGCGUGUCCUAUCACCUGGUGCUCGACGACCCUUCUUCAGUCUUACGGCUCGCUGAGAGUGAAGGCGCCUGCGACGCAUUCUACGAGGCCGUGGUGGUGCGGCGCGUCGAGGCUGAGGGUGUCUACCACGACAGGGUGCGGCGGGGGUGCAAUCUAUGCGCCGCGCUUCGCGGUGAGGCUUGUCGCGUCGAGGGCGUAAAUUAACACGAAUAGCUUAGUGAGGUGCCCCCGACUCGCGGAUCUAGGUCGUCGCGCGGGGAACGGCAUGAUGACGGGCAGC
This is a messenger RNA of Pelagomonas calceolata, 1134 nucleotides long. The record is from the annotation of a GenBank genome assembly. Lineage: Eukaryota; Pelagophyceae; Pelagomonadales; Pelagomonadaceae.